AGAAUUUUGUUUAAAAUUAUCAAAAAUAGAUUUUUAAAUUUUAACAAAUUUAAUCGUAAAGACAGCUGAUAAUAACGGUUUGCAAAAUCAAUACAAAUUUACUCUGUUAUCUCUGGAAUAGACACAAACUAUUUGUAUAGAUAUUCUCCACUCAAGAUUAAUGAGUUAGUUACAACAUACAAACUAGAAGGAGCUGAAAAAGAUGAAUUUGAAUUAAAUGGUUUUCCUGAGAAAGCUUCCAUUUCUAUUCUACUAGAAUAGUCUACUAAUUACUGUAAUUAUCAUGGCUGAAGAUGGACAGAACAAACUUCAAUUCAUAUUUCCGGGAGGAGAAAAGGAAACUUUAACAUUUCUGGAGGGAGCAAAAAUAUUUUCAGCAAUAUAUUUACCUGAUCUCAGAGAGAAAAGUGUUUGCCAUCCUGGAGAACAGAUUGAUUAUGAUCUUCCAACGCAAGCUGUUCUUCUGCCCCAAGAAGAACUGGACAACAUUGCUAAACAAAUCACAGACGCUAAGGAGAAGUGCAAUUUCCGUCAGCAUAUGAACAAUGUAAAAGGAAAGGAAAGUGAAAUUAAUGUCGGGGGAUAUCUUAAAGUUCAAUUGGCUGGCACAAGAUGUGCCAUCAUUAAAGGCUAUGAUGUAAAGUUUUUCAGAAGAUAUACAACUGGGGUUGAUGGCUCAAAAAAUCAGGAAUUUGACUUGAUUUUGAUCCUUGGUGAGUAUUGUUCCUUUGUCGUUGUUGAAGUGAAGACGGCCAAAAAAUUAACCCUAACAGCGCCCAAGGAACAGUGUGAUAAGGGGGAGAAGUUUUUUCAGGAGUUGACCAGUAAGCUUGGACGAGAAAAUUUUGAAAAUUGGAAGUAUAAAGCUGUAAUAGCACUGCCAAAUGUCAAAGAAAGAAGAAUACUCAAGAAAAAUGACAAUUGUAAAGCUACCAUCAUUACCAGGGAAGAGAUGUUACAAGGAGAAAGCUUACUUCAGUUGUUAGAAAUAAACUUAGAUAACAAAUGUGAUAUCAAUGAGGAGUACUUAAGCUUGGUUCAAGUCCUUAUAGCUUCAGCUCAUUCUAAAUGUGUUAAACUGGAACAAACACUAAGGGUUGGGGCACCAACUAAUUUUGUUCUUGAGACACAUAAAAAGCUACUCGGAGAAGCUGUACCUGGAAUGACACAUGGAGAGGUAGAGGCUCAUGCUAUUCCAGAAGAGGUCAGCUUCUCCAGUCUGAAAAACCAACCGCUGGGUAGCGUUAAUAGCAUUCUUUUCUGGAAUAUGGAGCAGUUUCAAUGUUUACAGAGCAAUGCAUCCAAAAUACUUAUUCAUGGAGAAUAUGGAUCUGGAAAAACUCUCCUGCUUAUGUCAAAAUUAGAAAGUUUACGAGAGCAGAACAAAUCAGUUGUGUUUAUCUCCUGUGUCAGUUUUGUUGAAGAAAGCCCAAUCUUAAACAUUAAAGGAGAUAUUAAAAGAGUGUUUUAUCUCAUCACUGGUUCUUUGCCUCAUAAAGUUUCCGACAAUGUGUUUGUCUAUGAUGAGCAAAUGCGUAAUUUCUGCAAGGAUAAGAAAGUUGAUUUUUAUACAAUAGAAGACGUUCUGGACAAUCUUCAGCUGGGUAGAAAUGAUGUACAAUCAACAUCAGAUCUUCUGAAUGUUAUCACAAAAUUUUGUGAGAAGAAGCUUAAUGAGAAUCCAAACUUUGUGUUUCUUAUCGAUGAACUUGUUCCUCCUGUUAACAAUGACAGUUUAUUAAGAAAGACAGUGAGAAGUCAGGGUUCAGUUGAAGACCAACCUCUACACAAGUUCCUAAAAAAUCUUCCUGACGUUGAAAUCACUAUUUGUUUACGACCCUGUCAAGCAUAUUGGGCAAACUAUGAUAAAGUAGACCUAUCUAUUUUUGCUGAGAACUGGGCAGUAAUAAAUCUACCCAACGUUAUGAGGUGCACUGAAAACGUUCGCAACAAGGCCAAUUCAGAAAGUGUCAGCCAAAGGGCAUCCAGUUAUUCAGUCACAGUUGUAGGACCUGAGCCUAAAGAACUUGAGAUGACAGAGAACUGGUGUGAAGAGGUACUUGAAGCUGUAUCCGGAGAGGACUGUUUCGUUCUCAUAGCUCAUGCUGCUGCUGAUAAAAAGUCUUUAACCCUCUUCAAAACAAAAUUGGAAGAAAGAAAAAUAAGAUGUUUUACAUUCUUUGGGGGUAAAGAGGAGGUGGAAGAGCUGGAAGGAUUUGUCGGAUCUGGAAAAGGAUGUUUGAUCGCGGGUCCUGAUAUCUUGAACGGCAUGGAAUGCCGGACUGUGGUUCUCCUUGUUGACAACAGUGUCUGGAGGCAAAUGAUGCAGUUUUUUUUCUCAGAAAGAAGAUGUGAUCUUUUCCGUUGCACAACCAACCUUGUUUUAGUCAAAGUAAAUAGUGACCCAGAAAAAAUGGAUUUUCCAUUUUUUUUCUUUGUCAUUAUGGCUUUACCGGUUCUAGGACUACUAUUCCAUAUGUGCAAGUAUAUGUAUGACCCAGCAGCAUAUCUAGAAGAUAGUGUAUGGAUAAUCGGAAAUUUUUUGUUUUGCUAUUGCAUUGUAUUUUUUAUUAUCAUUGCAUUUAAAUUUUUGAUAUGUAAUAGACCUGUAAAUUUACCCUAAUAAUGUGGUGCUAAAAAACGUAAUGGCCUUCUCGUUUUUUUUUUAGCGCUUGAAGCAACAAACAUUAAAA
This is a messenger RNA of Eurytemora carolleeae, 2693 nucleotides long. RefSeq lists its product as uncharacterized. NCBI's taxonomy places the organism in Eukaryota, Metazoa, Arthropoda, Copepoda, Calanoida, Temoridae. The transcript is spliced from 4 exons. The record is from RefSeq and is a predicted model, not a curated record. Bases 284 to 2623 code for a protein of 779 amino acids.